AUGUAUCAGCCGUCACCUGACAAGUUUGGUAUAGUGUUUGAUGCUGGCUCAUCUCACACCUCACUCUACGUCUAUCAGUGGCCGGCACACAAGGAAAAUGACACAGGGAUUGUCUCUCAGAUCCACAUGUGUGAGGUUCCAGGUUCAGGGAUUUCUUCGUAUGUUGAUGAUCCAGCCCAAGCCGGAGAGGUGUUAAAGUCCUGCAUGGAUGAGGCGCUCUCUCUCAUCCCCUCACAACAACACAAGGAGACUACAGUGUUACUGGGAGCGACAGCGGGUAUGAGGUUACUGAGGCUACAGAAUGAGACCAAAACUCAUCUCAUCCUUGACGCAGUGUCAAAAACACUCAGGCUCUAUCCAGUGGAUUUCCAGGGAGCAAGGAUACUAGAUGGCAUGGAAGAAGGGUCAUUUGGCUGGAUCACUGUGAACUACCUUCUGGGUACUUUCAUACAGCAUUCAUACAUAAACAGCUGGAUACAUCCCCAGCAAGCCAUGUUUGGAGCCAUGGACCUCGGAGGAGCCUCUACCCAAAUGACUUUUCAACCCUCUGGCGACAUAGAAGACAAUAGCACGAAGAUGUUUUUCAGACUCUAUGGUUUUGAUUACAGUAUCUACACACACAGCUACCUCUGUUAUGGCCAGGACCAGGCAAUGAAGAUAUUUCUUGCGUACCUCAUAGAGGUGAACACGACCAGUGGGAAUGUCAAAAAUCCUUGCUACCCAAAUGGAUACAAGGCCAUCGUCACCCUUUCCUCUGUGUACAAUAGCCCUUGUGUGUCAACAUUUCCAGGUGACAUAGGAGCCAACAUUACCGUGGAGGGUACUGGAGAUCCUUCUGAGUGCCAGAUGGCCAUCAAGAACAUUUUCAACUUUUCUGAAUGUUCAAAUAAAUCGUGCUCUUUUAAUGGCAUCUACCAACCGCCUGUACAUGGAAAGUUCUAUGCUUUUUCUGCCUUUUACUACACGUUCAAUUUCUUGAAUCUUACCUAUGGGCAGCCCUUGAGCUUCACCAACAGUUCUGUCUGGAUGUAUUGCACCCGUGAAUGGAACGAGCUCAGUGCUAGUUACCCUACUGAGAACAAGAAGCGACUGUUGGAGUAUUGUACCUCAGCAAUGUACAUACUGACUCUGUUGGUCCAUGGGUACAAAUUUAACAGCGAGUCGUGGAAUAACAUACGUUUCUCAAAACAGGCUGGCAACGCUGAUGUCGGAUGGACUCUGGGUUACAUGUUGAACAUGACAAAUAAGAUACCAUCAGAAGGUCCCAGUUUUCUGAAGGCUCACUUUUACAACCUCUGGGUGGCCGCCAUUUUCUUCAUUGUGCUGAGUGUGGCAGCUGGACUAGUGGCUGCCCCGCUGCAUUGUUACUUCCGAAAUGCUUGCUCAGGCCAAGAGGGAUGGAAAUGA
Messenger RNA from Staurois parvus, 1407 nucleotides. The record is from the annotation of a GenBank genome assembly. Lineage: Eukaryota; Metazoa; Chordata; Amphibia; Anura; Ranidae.